Messenger RNA from Tigriopus californicus, 1995 nucleotides. RefSeq names its product calpain clp-1-like. Bases 346 to 1992 code for a protein of 548 amino acids. Gene Ontology annotation, molecular function: calcium-dependent cysteine-type endopeptidase activity. The record is from RefSeq and is a predicted model, not a curated record. The transcript is spliced from 3 exons. NCBI's taxonomy places the organism in Eukaryota, Metazoa, Arthropoda, Copepoda, Harpacticoida, Harpacticidae. Gene Ontology annotation, cellular component: cytoplasm. Gene Ontology annotation, biological process: proteolysis.
GUUUGUAUAUAAUACUUCAAAUCAAAAUAUUUAUUAUAAGAGUUAUGAGCCAAGUGUGGCCUAACAGUUAAUAUAAAUUUAUUGCGAUGUAAAGAGACAUCGUUUUGGUUUCAACGAAAUACAAGAGUAAAGGAAAUGAUAUGGAUGAAUUAAGCUAUUCCAUUUACUGUUGAGAUCGUGGUUGCCUAAAUUGGAGAAAGGUUCAAAACUAAAGAGUCUGGUGGUUGUCAUUUACUUUAGGUCAGGGAGAUUCUUUCAACAGGUAUCAAAAAUAGAAAGAAAGCUUUGGUUGCCACAUCAAACAUUGCGACUGCUGUGAAAUGAAGUAGUGAACAUCACUACGUUAUGGGAUGUGCAACGAGCUUUUUCAAAGUCGUAUCUUGUAAAGCAACAAUACCGCUUGACAGACAAAGCACACCUCAAAAUUCAAAUGGUGCCCUGGAGCACGUACGAUCUAGAUCCGACGACAAUCGAUUUCUUUCGAAACAGGUGCAUCUCGAUUCACUGGACAAAUUUGGACUUACUGAUCCCAACGGAAUUUCAAGCAUUUCAAAUGGUUCUCACGAUGGCUUUUAUGAAGACCCUGACUUCCCUGCCCAGCCAUCCUCGCUUUUCUUCAGCCCAAAAAGUAUCUCCGAACUUGAGAGCUACACAUGGAAGCGACCAUAUCAGUUAUCCAAAACACCCCAACUGUAUGUGGACGGGACGAGCCGGAGAGAUGUUCUCCAAGGAAGUUUAGGUGAUUGUUGGCUCUUGUCUACUUGUGCAGCAGUCGCGAAACGAGAAGAUCUAUUGCACCGGGUGAUUUCUCCAACGCAGGUGCUUUUUGGGCCAGAAUACACUGGUCUCAUAAGGUUGAAUAUGUGGCGAUUUGGAAAAUGGCAAACCAUCAUCAUCGACGAUCGCCUCCCCCAACGAAAUGGAAAAUAUUGUUAUUCACGAUGCUUGGAUGAAAAUGAGUUUUGGGUGGCUUUACUAGAAAAGGCCGUUGCCAAAAUGCAUGGCAGCUACGAAGCCAUUGAAGGCGGAAUGCCCAUUGAAGCCAUGGUAGACUUGACCGGGGGUCUAGCUGAGCGAUACGAAUUAAGUGAUUCCACUAUGCAUAGGACACUGUAUAGGUACCUCAGACGAUCUUUUGCGUCACAAGCUUUCAUAACUUGCUCAAGGAAAGGAGAUUGGCGUCAAGCUCACAAGGCUGAUCAGAAUGGAUUGGUUCAAGGACACGCUUACACAAUAACUGGCCUCUUCAGGGUCAAUGAGGGCAAGUGCGGAAAAUGUCAUCUUAUCCGAGUUAGGAAUCCUUGGGGAGAUCAAAACGAAUGGAAAGGUCCCUGGAGCGAUAACGACGCCAAUUGGAAAUUGCUGGAAAACUCAACAAAGCAAUCAAUGGGAUUCCAUAAUAAAGUGGAUGGGGAGUUUUGGAUGGAUUUCUUCUCUGACUUCUGCCAUGAAUUUGAGGAAGUCAGUAUAUGUACCUUAGGUCCAGAUUUCGAUCAUGAUGGGGAAGUUGAUAAAUUGAUUUCAUCAACAACGGUCUUUGGAGAGUGGAUAAAGGGCCAAUCUGCGGGAGGGAGCAGAAAUAAUCUGGAACGGUUUGCCACCAACCCGCAAUUUCGGCUGGACAUUCUUGAAGCAGAAAAGCCGUUGGAGGAAGGCUCAAGAUCAGAAAACUCUCGUUACAGUCAAUUGAUCAUUAGCUUGUCCCAAGAACACCAACGGUGUGUAGAUGACAAAAAAAUGAAAUUGCUGCAAAUUGGUUUUUGUUUGUACGGGGCAAAGGGUUCUUCGUGGUUAAAUUUGCAACAUUUCAAGCAACACAAAGAUCUUGGUACCUCUGGCCCAUAUAUCAAUUACAGAGAGGUCUUUGCCCGGUUUGAGUUACUGCCGGGAAGCUACAUAAUCAUACCUGCAACCUUCGAGAGCAACAUUGAGAGCAAUUUCAUGGUCCGUGUAUUCUCUGGAGCGAAAUUCAGUUUAUCGCGAAUAAAAUGACAA